Otolemur garnettii (small-eared galago) is the source of this 1902-nucleotide messenger RNA. RefSeq names its product CCM2 scaffolding protein (gene CCM2). Gene Ontology annotation, biological process: vasculogenesis; heart development. The record is from RefSeq and is a predicted model, not a curated record. The transcript has 10 exons. Lineage: Eukaryota; Metazoa; Chordata; Mammalia; Primates; Galagidae. The coding region runs from base 142 to 1503 and encodes 453 amino acids.
CCGGGGCGGAGACAUCGGGGCCCGGAGGGCGGGCGGUGAUAGGAACGCGGGGGUGGCGGACUUGGGGCUAGCAUGUAGCGGCUGCUGCCGGUGGGGCUCCCGGGGCGGGCCGGGAGGGCCGCGGGGGUUACACGCGGCGACAUGGAGGAGGAGGGCAAGAAGGGCAAGAAGCCUGGAAUUGUGUCGCCAUUUAAACGAGUAUUCCUAAAAGGUGAAAAGAGUAGAGAUAAGAAAGCCCAUGAGAAGGUGACAGAGAGGCGCCCUCUGCACACUGUGGUGCUGUCAUUGCCUGAGCGCGUCGAGCCAGACAGACUGCUGAGCGACUAUAUUGAGAAGGAGGUAAAGUACUUAGGUCAGUUAACGUCUAUACCAGGAUACCUGAAUCCCUCCAGUAGGACUGAAAUCCUGCAUUUCAUAGACAAUGCAAAGAGAGCCCACCAGCUUCCGGGACACUUGACUCAGGAGCACGAUGCUGUACUCAGCCUGUCUGCCUACAACGUCAAGCUGGCCUGGAGGGACGGGGAGGACAUCAUCCUCAGGGUGCCCAUCCAUGACAUCGCUGCUGUCUCCUAUGUCCGGGAUGAUGCCGCACACCUGGUCAUCCUGAAGACAGCCCAGGACCCGGGUAUCUCCCCCAGCCAGAGUCUGUGUGCGGAAAGUUCCAGAGGCCUCAGUGCAGGCUCGCUGUCAGAGAGCGCAGUGGGGCCAGUGGAAGCAUGCUGCCUGGUCAUCCUGGCUGCAGAGAGCAAGGUCGCUGCGGAGGAGCUCUGCUGCCUGCUGGGCCAGGUCUUCCAGGUUGUGUACACGGAAUCCACCAUCGACUUUCUGGACAGAGCGAUAUUUGAUGGGGCCUCCACCCCGACCCACCACCUGUCCCUGCACAGCGAUGACUCUUCGACAAAAGUGGACAUUAAGGAGACCUACGAGGCAGAAGCCAGCACUUUCUCCUUCCCUGACUCUGUGGACAUGGGUGGAGUGUCGCCAUUGUCCUUCUACAUUCGGCCAUCAUCUCAUGGCAAGACAGUCAGUGAGAGUGAGCUGAGCGCGAGUGCCACGGAGCUGCUGCAGGACUACAUGCUGACGCUGCGCACCAAGCUGUCAUCACAGGAGAUCCAGCAGUUUGCAACUCGACUGCAUGAGUACCGCAACGGGGCCUCCAUCCAUGAGUUCUGCAUCAACUUGCGGCAGCUCUAUGGGGACAGCCGCAAGUUCCUGCUGCUUGGUCUGCGGCCCUUCAUCCCUGAGAAGGACAGCCAGCACUUUGAGAACUUCCUAGAGACCAUUGGUGUGAAGGAUGGGCGCGGCAUCAUCACCGACAGCUUCGGCAGGCACCGUCGAGCGCUGAGCACCACAUCUAGCUCCACCACCAAUGGGAACAGGGCUGCAGGCAGCUCCGAUGACCGGUCGGUGCCCUCUGAGGGGGACGAGUGGGACCGCAUGAUUUCGGACAUCAGUAGUGACAUCGAGGCACUGGGUUGCAGCAUGGACCAGGACUCAGCAUGACAGGUGGCAGGCAGGGGAGUACCCUCACCUUCUGCACAGUCAUCCCAGGCCUUCCUGGGAGGAGUGAUUUGACCUGUGUGUCACCCCUUCCACCUGCUGGAGGCUGGGGAGGAGCUCCAGGCACAGGUGGCCCCAGGGCUGGCGCAGAUCCUCCACUGUGAAGGAGCCAGGAGCUGCUGAGGGAUACACCCCAGUGCUAGGUGGAAAGAUCUGAGCCUCGUCCACCGGGGCUCUGCCAAAGCCUGCACCACAUCCCUGUUUGGGGAGGGCUGGGCUGAGCUGGCAGGGAGAGCCACUCCUGUCAGCCAGGGCCCUGGACAGAUGUCAGUUUGCACAUGAUGUUUCCAUGUAACUCUCAGAGACGUUAAAAAGAAGUUUACCACAAUGUGAAUAAUUUAA